GCGGGUUAGAUCGUCGCGUGUGCCUCCCAUUGAGAAAACACGGAUUCACGCGGAGCGACAAAAAGCGAAGAGGUAAUGAAAAAGAACUUAUCUGUAGGAAAAUUUGUAUAUACUUUUCAUAUUUAGAUAGUGUCUAUCGCCGAAAUGUGCAGGUUUUAAUUCCUCUCGGCCUACUUUUCGGAUAAAUCGAAACCUUUGUACGGUCACCCUUGCUCACUGUCGUCACGACACGACACGAUCUGUAUCUGUGAAGAAGGUGCUCUAGUGCAAGUUUCGUGUUUACGUGUUUAUUGCACCAGCAGAGUGUAUAGGACACUACGAAGCUUACGAAAUGUAUAUAGCGGUGUGGGAGGACAGGCGCACACGAGUCGCAUAGUGAAAACGGUAAUGGCAGGCGGCGAACGUAAACCCUGAUAAAUGGCUCUCUCCAAGGUGCAAAAUUUGGCUUCGAUACUCAGCAACAAUGCUCUCGCCGGUGGCCAGAUUGAAAACAGCUUCAACAUGUUUGAAGCCCCGCCGAACAAUUGCUCCACCGACACAAGGCACGGAGAGUACGAUCCAUGGAGUUACGAUCUACUGGGCAGAAACUCCAACAAGGCACCCUUGGAAGACGAAGAGGCGCAAGAUCUCAACAAUUCAAUGGUGAAUGAUCUCGUGGCAAAAAUUCUUGAUGACGAUCCAAUAGUGACCGAAGAAACAUUCGGCAAUGGAUACAAUGGGAAUGCACGUUCUUACGAAAUGCAAAAUUCACGAAUGCUAAAAGGACGAAACGCGUCAUUGGGCAAUUAUCAUGACGAAAUUGGAAUUUCACAGAUUUAUUAUCCUUACAACAAGUUGCCAAACGUUGUAACGAGUCAGGACGACAAUCAUCGUGAAUUUGUGAAUAUGUGCAGCGCUCUGAACAGUAUGUCAUUAAACGAUUGCAUAGCGCAGACUCUUGAAAAAACAAACGAUUAUGGAAGCAUUACGAGCUCGAAUUGUGAACGAACGAUUCUCGGGGACCAACAACAACAACUACGUGCUCGCGUUUCUAAUGACAUUACGAAUGUUCCAUUGAGAAAUUAUGCGACAGUCACGAACAACCUUUUGACAACGACCAACGGCCAAAAUUACGCGGCUUCACAAUCGUCAAACUGGUCGGACACCGUUCAAAGCCACGAUUACACAAAUGACUUGUUCAGCAAUUAUCAAACGAUGCAAAACUCAACGAAUCACGAUAUGAAUUACAACACGAUAACCCUCGCAGAGAUGGAUCUUCGUAGCAAUAUUGGCAAUAAUUUGACGCCUAAUCAACAUCACCAUCGUCAUCAUCAUUACAACAAUCAAUCGUUGAACGUACCGAACUCUUACAAUCCGACGACAGCCAACAGCCAGAAUUUCAGGCCUUCUUCAUCGAUCAACGAACUAACCGCGGACACCGUAUUCAAUACCAAUUCGCCGAUGCAACAUUUUUCACCGUCCGAGAGCGCGCUACAGAAUUGUUUAAGCACGAAUUACUCUCGGAAUAAUUACGAAGAUUACAAGGAAAUUCAUGACAACACGAGCAUCAAUAUGUCCAAUGCGAUGCAAAACGAUUCCCUUUAUCUCCAGCAGCAGCAGCAGCAGCAGCAACAACAAAACAGUUACAAACUCGACAGGCAAAUGGAUCAAAAUUACAAAGCACUGAUGAAUCGUUUUUUAAGUUUAAGCGAUUUCAAUGUACCACCGAAUGGUGACAUAUGCUCAAUCGAUUGCAGUCCAAUGACAGUGAAUCACAAUCAUAGAAUCGAGGCUAAUUUACUUAAGGUCAUAAGCCCACGAUCGACGAAAAAUCGUGAUUCGCACAAUAAUCAAACUUCUUCGAAAUUGCGGGGUUAUCCGAAAAAUUUAAGCGGAUUGCAGUUUCAGAAUAACGAACAACCGAACACCGACAAGUAUAAUUAUCACGUGCACAACGGUUAUCAGCAUUAUACUGCCAAUAACAGUGAGAGCCUCAAAGCAGUCCCACCGAAUUCCCCAGCUUAUCCUGCUCCCUUGAAACGCGCGAGCCUCAAUCAAUGCUCGUACAAAAUCGAUCCUUACGAUCUCGCCAAUGAAAUUCCAUUCAACGGAAACGCUCAUUUGGCCCAACAGAUCGCCCGAGCCUCAAUGGAACACAAUGUUUUUAAUCAAAUUAUGAAACAACGACAUCAACAGAUUCAAAGAAUGCCCGGCGUUCCCGGAGCCGGUGUGCUCUUGAACGCCCGUUUGAUGAGACCCGGAAAUCCCCAAGCUCCCAAUUCCGUCUUCCCAUCGGUCAUGCCCGUCGUGCAAGUUCCUGUUCCAUCCAUCAACACGAUGUCUGUGCUUUUCGGCGGUCUCAACUUGCGCAACGGCGCCAGACCCGCCCGACGAGCUGGUGCAUCCAGCGUGCUUCAUUUUCGACUUGAACAAACCUUCGAGCAAUUCAAACAACUUGAAAAAGAACGCAAAAAGUGCGAAGCUGGAUUGGCCGAUCACUUUCCCGGAAAACGCGUCAGCAGCGCUAACAACAUACCCAUUCCACGAUUACAGGGUAACUCGUCACGGGCCGAUCGUCUCAUCGUUGAUCAUUUUCAAGAACAUGCUCGUGUCAUCACUCUCAUUGCCAAGAUGGAGCAUUUGAGAGGAGCAACAAUGAGCGAACGGAUUCACAAGGCAAUGGAAUACUGGCUCGAAGCCAUCAAAUACGUUCAGGAGUGUCGCAAGAAGGAGAUUGAGUUCGCAAACAUGCGGAGGAAGGAAAGCCGUGAAUGCGUACCGAUGAAUGACGACAAACACGUACUAGCACUAGCUGUUAGCGUUCACCAAUUGACAAAAGCAUCGAGAAUGGCACGCACGGCAAUGAACAACGCUUUGCAAUCGACGCUGCUCCACGAUAAGGAUUUUGAGAGAACGAUAGUCGAGAAAUCAAUAGAUCCAAUUGUCCCGGGUGAAAACGAAGGAGAUGGGCAAACCUCGACGAACGGUGAGAUUGGACAGUUCACAAAAAGUACCUAGCAAUAUUUUGAAAGUCACAAGAUUUUUGAGGAUCAACACGAAACCGGCAAAUUCGACGUUCCCUCGUCGUUGACGGAAGAACCGUUGAAGAUAACGAAUCGUGUCAUGGAACCGUAAACAACGCUGAGUAAAAGCUCACGAAAAUAUUCUUCCGUCUUGAACACGUGAGAUGAUGAAUUUUUCGUAUCGAAUUUAUUAUCAGAUUGGUGCUAAUUCAACGCCGAAAAGAAUUACCGAGUUUUUCGAAACACAAAACUGCUCGAUUCAGGGAAAGAAAGCAAAAAAUUUCAACUCAUUUUAAAGCUAAUGCGGCGCAAAUAGACGAAAAUCUGACAUGACGAAACCAAAAAAAGUUAAAAACAAAAGAAAACUAGAAAAAAACUGCGUUUAAACGCUGUACACUAUGACGAAUUGAUAUUUCUUCUCGAUGCAUCGUCAUCGAAGUCGAAAGUUUUUUUUUACGUGAUAAAUUUCGGACCCGUGACAUUUUUUAUGCCUCCGAUAUCUCCGCAAAUAAAUUUCUCUGCUCGGUCUCCGAACGCGUCCAAUUGUUGUGACGCAUUACACGAACAAGAGCGAGAGAAAGCGGACAAAAAAACAAAUACGAUUACUGUACUGAUCGGGUAGAAAAAUUUUGAAACUAGCCUGCCUGGCUCGAACGAGUCCGCCACGGUCGGGGUUUUAAACAUUAAUAUUUUAUCAUUGAAAAUAGAAUUCUUUCCAUCCAACGAAAAAGAGUAACAAUUCCCAUUUUUUCCUCGUUCAACCGCGGUAGCGACCAAGUGGAGAGAGAAAAAUUUCCUCGGAUGACUUUGACUUUCUUCUUUCAGAGGUUCUGGGGAAAUGUCGAAGCCCACUUUUAUUCAGUAUAAUUAUGUGUGCGCGCGUGUGUAUACUCCUGAGUGCGUGUGUGUUGUUUUUCUCUCUCAGUAUCUCAAUCACACCGCAUUGAAAAGGAAGAAAUGGAAUAUUGUUUGUGGGUGGAGAAAAUAAUCUCGGGAAAUUCGCCCGCCGGCCGUUAGUCGCGCUUUGGUCAAUUUUUAGGCUCUAAGAAAAAAAAGCUGUUUGGGGGGAAGGGGGAGGGUGGAGGUUGGAGGCGAAACUACGAUUUUAUUCUCGAACGCGCUGAAUGAACAUUUGUUUUUUCUCUCGUUAGAAUAGUUCAAUGUGGCCUUCCUCGAAUGUGCGAACCCAAGGACGCGCGUCCAAUGUUAGUGAAACUAUAGAUAAAAAAAAAAGGAAGAAAUAAGUACAAUGAGAAGAGGUCGAUUCCGCGAUUUCCUUCGAUGGAAAUCGCUUCGUUGACCAAAUCCAUUGUAUCUCAUCCGUGCUACAAAGACUAAAAAAAUCUUCAACUAAUCUCGAUUUUAUGCAAAGCAGUCGAAAACCAAUUUUCCUGUCCGUCGUUCUGUCUCCUAUAUGCGUUCCGGGCCCUUUUGGAUAAUAAUAAAACGAGGAAUAAUCGUCCACCUCGAAAACAGUGAUGUCGCAGAGACAAUUUUUUCCAAUUUAACUCCAAGUUCAAAUUCGAAUGAAUUAUUCUGUUUCAGUAAAUCGAUGAUUUACCGAUUUAUUCACUAUAUCCAGAGAUAUAACAACGGGCAGAGACAAAACAACGCACAGCAUAGGGAAACAAACAGCCGCGUCUAAGCAACUAAAUUCAUAAAAACAUCUCUUUACAUGGGAACUAAUUUUACACGCGACGGUUUACGAUAUAUCCGAUAUGCCGUGAAAGUUUUAAUAUAUAUCUAUUAUUAUUAUUAUUAUUAUUAUUAUUAUUAUUCGUAUUAUUGUAUAUGGAUGGAACGAUGAUAUAUAUAUAUAUAUAUAUGGAUUAAAUGAAGGUAUAAUAUUAAUGCUACACGUGAUCUACGCAUAAGGAAGUUCGGUCCUAAAACAACACACUAUUGUUGCUAUAUGUAUUUAUAUGUACAUAAAUAUGAAUUAAAAUAUUGAUGUACGUAUAAAAUAUAUGCACCAAUUGAGUUACAACAAUUACGUACAAUUACCGUACGAUCGAUACGCUCUGGUAUUCAAAGUUUUCCUAUUAUAUCUAAUUAAAAACGCCUUUUUUUCGUACAACACAAUAAUAGACGAAAUGGAAGAAACAACGCGACGUGUGAGAAAAGGAAAAAGUGAAGAAAAAAGAAAACAAAUGAAACGAAAACUGCGACGCUAAACCGACGGGGCUAUGAAAGAAAAGUUUUCUUCGCGUAUAGAUUUUUUACCGACUAUUUUCAGUCGUUUCGCAAAUCUCCGAGCCGAACAUAAGCUAAACAUUGAUAAAUAAUAUUAUUAAGAACGUAUUCCGCUCACAUGAUACAGCCCCUUCCUACGAUUAUUCGUCCAUGUGUCGUGUUCACGAGCAGCUCUCGUUCCAAUAUUUACGAGGCUCUUUUUUUAUAACGAUACACGCGCACCUUUUUUAUCGGAUCGACUAUUUUACUAGCGAUUCUGACGGCGUUGAGAAUCGUCGUUGGAUACAUGGACUAUUUUUUCUUCUCUUAUUGCCACGGAAAUUCUGUAAUUCUGUCAAAUUUUCUAAACUAUGGUUGGUUUUUUAUUUAAUAACGUUGUUCUGUAGAUUUUUCAAGUCUCUUUCUGAUGUUUGAUUGCGUUGCCACAAUGGAAAGCUUAUUUAAAAAAAAAUACUUUUAUCGAUAUUAAAAUAACUAAAAAAUUCGGUGUAUUCGAUCCGGUUAUUGCAGAUUUUUAAAAUUAUUUCAUCUUUUUUUUAACAGUUUUGAAUAUAGCAGCAUCAAGUACGAAAUGAGUGACGCUAGUAUGAAAAGAAAAGUGAAUACAAUUGAUCGUUCAAUUACUCCAUCUUGAAAUACCUAUGAGUAAAGCUUUGUGAGGUUCAAGCGUCAAAUUGUUCACCCGCAUAAUCCGAAUUAUUGUGAAAAAAUACGCAAUUUUUAAGUCGAAAUAAGAAAUGAUAUUUUGCGUGGCAAUAGAUAAAAAAAAAUGAAAUCCAUUCUUGAAAUUCAAUGAAUUUGUGUAGCUUUCAAAUUUCUACAAUUAGUAAAAUGUGAAAUUCUAGUAUAGAAAAGAAAAAUAAACUUGGUGAAGAUCGACGUGCACGAAGCGUUGAAAAAUCGUUAGUGCCGUACUUUACUACUCGUAAAAACAUGCAAUUUCCCAUGAGGAUCUGGUAGUCGAGGAUAGAAAAGAACUGUGCACGGAGUUCAACGAGAGAGAGAGAGAGAGGGAGCAGUCAUUUUUUAAACACGAGAAAAAAAUAAUCGCGUGAGAGGGCGUGUGCUACUUUAUUUUUCAUUUGUUUUUCUUUUUCUUUUCCAAUCGAGAAAAAAAGCAACGAGAAAACACAUGAUUCUUUCUAAUUAUAUUGUAACUGUGAUAAUCCUCAUGCCUAACUCUCGUUAUUUCUGCGACUAAACCAAAACAAUAAAAUCAAUGAAAAAAUUAUGAUAAAUAAAUAUUCAUUGAAUUAUCGCUUCGAUAUUCUUCCGCGUCGCGAGCUGCUUGUCAAACGUUUGCGCCUAAAAAGUGACGACACGAGAAACACAAAAUUGAGUAACCAAGAGAAAAAGAGAAAAGAAAAAAAAAAGCAUUGAAAUAGCGCGAGAUGUUUGUACUUAAAACGCGAUGGUGACUGACAGAAAAAAAUCUCACUGAAAAUCGGGGGGAAAAAAGCAGUGAAAUUCCUAACGCUCUGCGCGACAAUGACCACAAUCAUAAGUGUUUACGCGUGUACACGAACAUGAAAAAUUUCCUACACGGCGUUAAAGGGUAAAAAACUAAACAAAUUCCCCGCCCCGCCUGCCUGUCAAAUCUGCUCGCUCAAAAUAAGAGAAAAUAGAGAUAAAGAAACAAAUAAGUUAAACGUUCAGGAGUCUUCGCCAAUUACUGACUGAGACUUUCGCUGCUAGUGCGUCUAGACGUUCAAUAUAUUAGCUACGUUUAGCAGGGUCUUUCCGAAUGUCCAUUACGACCGUAGUAGUUUCGAAAAAGCAACUGGUUGGAACCAAACGAAAAAAAAAAAAUACUUCGAGUGGAGUCGAUAUCUUUCUUUUUUACCAUGCCACGGUGAUGCACUUUUGGAUAGGCAAUUGAUAUUUAGGUGACGAAAAAAAAGAACAUAUUAACUGACAAAGUAUCGACCAUCACGCGCAAGAAGAGAUAGAAAUUAGGAAAGCGGAUGAAAAAGUAAGGAAAAGUAUAAAUAAUCCACCGCAUUGGUCACGGUAAAUACUGAAUUACUAGGAGAUAGAGGAUCUCGUAGGUUCGUGUCCGACAAUCCUAUUUUAAUUGCAUGUGAUAUUAUACUACUGAACACAUACAUAUAUAUAUGUACAUUUAUAUAUUAAUAUAUAUAUACAUUACGAUUAAUAUACAUGUACAUAUAUGUGUAUGAAAUGACAUUAAAAAUAACGGAGGAUAAACGUAUGAACAAUGAUAUAUUGAGGAACGUAGAAUAAAUGGAGGCCGAAGGAGAGAAAAGGUGAAAUAAGAGAACGAAUAAUGAUUGACUCGGUGAACCGUCGACGAUUUAAAAGGAGUGAGAGAGAGGUGCGAAGAAUUGAUAAUUAGUUCUUACCGCUGGGAGAGUAAAAUGACCAAUUGUAUAUGUCUCGAGCUAUUUGCCAAGCGUACACAUGUGUAUGUAUAUCGAACACGUAAUAUGUAAUACCGAAAUAUUUCGGAUAGAUUUAUUCAGCGAAGAUUAACGAAACGCCCAUUGCGAUACGCCCUUUUUCCAGUUUAGAAUCGUUACCCGCGUUUAUUGUCAUAAAAACUCUUCGGAAUUUCAAUCUCGAGCGAGAGUAAAACAAUUUAAUAAUACAACAAUAGAUUCGUCGGUUAUGAAAGGGCGAUUAUCCCGAGCGCUUUCGUACUCACAAACGUCCAUUGUGUGUAUCCGAUAAUAUAGAAAAGUCCAACUUUCACGAACCUCAGACACGAGGGGAUACUCGAGUUCAAGCGCACGAUCCUGUGUCAUGAGAAAGCUUCAUAUGAUUUUCGAGACUCAUCAUUUAUAAUUGACUUUAAUAAUCAAACAUGAAUUUUCAAGGGGUCUGUCGAUUUAAAAACUCGCCUGCAUUUGCUUAUGUUAUUUCUCUAUUUUCUUGUAUUUUACUAUAUUCCCACACUGGGGAAUCACUCAGACUGACAUUUGUCACCAAAUUACAUGAAACAGAUUUAAAAUCAUUUCGGUGAACAAUUAUUCCUUACUAAGCUUCGCGAACAACGCUUCUCCAUAGAAUCUCAUGUGCGUGUUUACUUGAAUUGUUCUAUCUUUGCUACGAAAUUGGUGCAAUUUAACGAGAAACUAUUUCAUUUUAAUUAAACAAUUAAACGGCGGCUUUCCUCGCCUUUGAACGUAGACGUAAUGUUGCCUGUAUGUCUCGAUAUGUGUAUAUAUUUAUAUACACGUAUUAUACAUGCAUGCGUACAUAAAACAAAACGUGCAUAUAGAUGGCUCAAUGUGAAAAUUACAAGUCUGGUUUUUAACAUUAAAUAUAACAAAUAAAUAAAUAAAUAUAUAUAUAUUAUAUAAAAGUUAUAAAAUCUAAAAUAUCUAGUUGACCGUCGACGUGUAAACGAUUUAGGCGCGGCGUGAAUUGCAUCGUACAAUAUAUCUGGGUAUAUCUGUUGUGUGAGUAUCUGCGCGCAUGGACAAAUAUUAAAAAAAAAAAAAAAAAACAAGAAAAACAAGAAAAAGAAAAAAAACAACAACCCGUCGAACUAUCAAGUUAAAGAAAUAAUAAUCGUCAAACGAAAAUUAAAAUCCAAAUAUAUAUAUGAUGUACCUAAAACGUAUUAGAGAUAGAAAAACGAAAGGGAAUGAAAACGUGCUAAAAGGAGGAGUAGAAUGAGAAACAAUGAUAAAGCGAUAAAUGAUAUUCAUGCGCAUAUCACACACAUCAUUGAGUGAUCAUGAUUCACUGAUAAAAUAAAAGAAAUAAUUAAUGCGAUAGCAACGAAAAUGUGAAGCGACGAAAAGAUUGAGAGACCGCUUUUGUGUGACGAAAUAUAAGUGAUCGCGGACAAACGAUCGACGUUUGAAACACUCGAAACCAUCGAGUUCGUCGUAUUCGUACAAAUAGCGAAUUUAUAUUCGGGCACAUGGCAAAAUUUAUUUGCAGCGGUUGCUUUCCUUGAAAUAAUGAAGGGGGGAGGGGGGGGGGGGAGCUUGCUUUAAUUUACGUUCGAAUAAAUUUUUGACAGCUAGACACACAGAACACGUAUACCGAAGAAACGAAAUCAACCUCGUUCUUAAUAACUUGGAAAAAUAAUGCUCUCGGUGAAUUUUCCAGCUGACGUAUUCUCGAUGAAUGAUCGAUCGACUCACUUGUGUGAUUUUCAAGUUUUUUCGAACGACGAUAAAAAGCCGAAGUAGGAUUUUUCCGAAAUCUUCACGUCCAUUUUAUGCCAAGCUUUCUUAUUUUUUCCGCUCUGCCUUUGUAACUCACAAGUGAGAGAACGCGGCGAAAGGCAGCGACGAAAGCGUUAACGUAUCCCGACAAAGAUAGCGAAUUUUUGUGUACCCUCGAACUGUGGAUGAGCCUUACAAAUGAGGCGAGGCAUGAUGAAUCAGCUGCAAAUAUCCUCGAUGUCUGAGAACUCUGGGUAUCAGCGAUUUUGUAGAAAAUUGAGUCCAAACACACGUAAUAUUGUUCCGUAAAACGAGAAAAAGAAAAGUGAAAAAAGUUGGAAAAAAAUGACAAAAUAAGGAAAAUAACGAAUUGUAAAUUCUUUUAAUCAGUGAUGCAUUAUACGCGUCGCCAAUGACGCACCGUGUCCUAAAACUUGAAAGUGUACAUAUAGAAAAGAAAAAUUUGAAAGAAACAAUAUCAUCGAGAUAUGUAAUAAGAGAUUUUUCGAAUUUUGAUCGAGGUCAAUGUAGACUAGCGUAUUUCACGUUAUUUACAUGCUACGAUAGCCACGUGUGUGUGAGUGUGUUUUCGCGCGUGCGUGCGUGUGUGUGUUAAUCUAAAAAAUUUCUUUGAACCGCUUAUCACAAUUGUACUAUGAAAAAAACGGUCCGUUAACGUAAUUGAGAAUAAGGAAUUUUUCAAGUUCAUUCAGAACGAUACGAUAUAUCAUUGGAUCAAAAGAGAAUGAAAAAAGAAUGCAUAAAUCGUCGCGAUCAAUGUAAUUAGAUGAUUCUCGCUCAAGCCGAUAGUGAGGGGAAACUCGUUUUUUUAUCGCUCGUUUCCGGUUCGCCGCGAUACAACAUUGUAAUUGUCAAUUUUAUCGAUCGUUUCUGAACAAAUGUUCGUUUGUAGUGGUUUCCUUGAAUUUAACAAAAAAUGAGAAAAACAUAAACGGGUGAGGAAAGAAGCGGACGAAAUUGCGUUACGGAAAGCGCUGAAUAAAACGAACUUUUGAGCUAAACGAAACUGUAGAUGUCUCGAUAGUUGGUUAGGUCUCGUUUUUUCUUUUUUGUAUUUCGUUCGUUUAGCUUCCUCUGGAAAAAAAGAACAAAAAAAUUGAUACAAGCGAAGAUGUAAGAAGUUGAGAAAAUCCUCAAUCAAAUUCAGGCGACUCGAGCUCCGCUGUGCACGCGUCUUCCACACACUCGUGAAUUUGUUGUUUAGAGAGCUUGAUAUUAAAAAGUAAAACGUACAUAAAAAAUGAAUAGCAUCGCGUAUGAAUUCGUGCUGAAGUAAUUUUCAACUUUUACAUUCUUUCAAAACUUCGAUGAUAUUUUUAGGUUCAAUUUAUACUUGUUUUUGCCUCGGCCUCAGGGAAAUUGCAAAAAAAUUUCUCUCCCGUCAAAGCCGACUGCUCCUCUCGUACUUAAGAUUCUCCAUCUCUUGCGCCCAUCGUUUCUCUAAUAAAAGAGUCAAAAGUUAAACAACCAAACGCAAUUGACCUCUUCGUGAGAGACAAUUUUUCCUCUUCGAACUUUGCCAGUUCGAAAUAAUAUUAGACAAUCUUGUUACACUGCUUCAAAGUUUAAGGAUUUCUGACUACGUAGAAACGCGAAGUAUAUUUGGACGGAGGGAUACCGAUGACUCAAGGAUAGUUCAACGAGUGGACAAGAAAAUAAAAAUAAAUAAAUAAAUGAAUAAAUAAAUAAAGAAAAAGAAAAUAAAAAUGAAAUAAAAGAAUCGAAGUUAAAUAGACACGACGAUCGAUGAGAUAAACAAGGGAAAAAUAAUGGAAAAUGGACACGAGAUACAGUGAUAUAAUUAUACUCGAUUCCGCGGACCACUGGAACACUGUACAACGACUAAGUUACAAUAAUUAUUAAAUAUAUAGAAUCGAGUCUUUAAGGUCCAGGCACACGGGGCGCGCUAGUGUACAUUAUUUUUCGAUAAAUUAUCAAUUACUCACAAAGCCUUGUCGCACGAUUGAGAAAAAAAGUCAUUUUUUGAAUAGCCAAAAAAAAAAAAUAAACGAAAGAACAAUAUCAAAGCAAUUUGAUUGAGGAUUGAGGACAAAGCAGGAGUCAAAUGAGCAAGUGCUUUCUUUGACUCAUUGAUUAUUAAUAUUUACACAGUUUUACAGGCGUUCGAUUUUCGUGAAUCGCGCGACAAUACCGAUACUGAAAAUGUUUUAUCUCGUUUUAUCAAAACUCGGUUGCUCAUUCGACUGUUACUUUAUUUGAUGAAUAAUAAUCGAGCACCGAUGUAAUCGCCAUGUUUUCCUCGGCUGAUAAUCUUAGGGUUUCCAGAUAAAUAGUUUUUCAUUUGUUUUAUCAAUAACUCAUAUUUAUCGAGUGAUGGGAGUGGUAUUAGAAUAAUAGAAUAAGCCCCGCUCCGUUCGAUCGACGUCGAUCGGUCUCGGUGUCCCCUUAAAACUUAAGAAACUUUUUGCUACGCUGCUCCGAGUCGUUUGUUCGUAUCAAUUGUACGGGGAGAACAAAAAACGAGGAAUAACAUUGAAAUUAAUAAUUCAAUAAAAUCAGGCUCAAGAGACAAGCUGAAAUUGAAAAAUAAAAGGCGAGGGCUCCCAGAAAUAAAUCUGAGAUAAGACAGGCUAAAUAUUUAGAUAGUUGUGACGAAUUAGAUUUUAGGAUGAAUCGAAAAUGAAGAGAAAAAUUAGUCUCGUUUGAUACACAUACGAAAAAGGAACAAUGCUUGUAGCCUCGUCGAGAGAACUUAGUGUCGCUUUUUUAAUUCAUGUUCGUGGUGAUAUUAUUAUUUUUCUUUUUGCUAUAAAAACUGUAGCUUCUUAUAGAGGAUGGGAAAGUAAUGAUUUUUUCUUUCGGAAACCAUUGACGGAUGGUAGCUAGUGUGAUUAUUAAGAAGGUUCGUUAUACACAGUCAAAGAGCCUUUAGUUACCCAUUUUCAUUCGAGGACAGUCAAAAUAAAUACAGAAAAUAUGUUGAAUAUAAAAAUGAAAAAUAUUCGAGUUAAUUGAUCCUUGUAAUCGUCGAAUCUGGUCGCAUAACCGGUUUACUGACUCGGUGUAGCUCAUUAAUUUCCUUUAAUGAUGUAAAAUUCAGUAGCAAGCGUCCAAAGGGACGCACGACUGCCAAGAAAAUGAGGAUAUAUUUUUUUUUUUUUUUACUUCGAUCAUUAUUACUAUCGCGCGAGAUAUUAAUUAUUUUGAUUUUUAUUUUGUUUACGCUAUCUUGUGCUAUCCUCUCAAAGAAUUAUCUUGAAUAAACUGAAAAAUGAAGCCUAGUUCUGGUUUCUUUGUAGAGAGAAUAGUGGAAGAAUUAAAAAAAAAAAAUAAUAAAAAAACAACGGAAAAAACGAUGAGGGAGAUCGCGAUUGAAGAAAAAUUGCGAUCGUCUCGAUGGUAGUUCGAAGGCCUAGUCCUCAAUAGAUAGCAACGAUUAUUUAGGGAGAAUAUAUCGCGAGAUUGUACGCUCGUACGUAGUCUUCGUAAAUUUUUUAAACGAUUGUAUAUCCUUGCCUAUUUCGCGGUGAAUAAGGCUAACGUUGAUUAUUCAUUUCCUUUCGAUGUUUUCCCAUCGAUUCCGUGAAAACUCUUCGCGGAAACUGCGCUUCCAUUGCAAAAACAACCGCGAGAAAAGGAUAAAAAGUUGAGAAAAAAUCACUCCUUAAUCAGAGCUUUUUUCGAAACCAGCCAUUUUUUUCUAUUCCUAUCGAGAAAUUAUUAUUCUCGCGGAGUCUCUGUCCCAGUCGAAAAAUUAAACCGUGGCAUCUUGACUCUCUCGAACAUUCUCUUUCCUCCUCCUCCUCCUCCCCUCUUAACCUCGUCUGCUGGGAAACGUCCCCAGAAAUAAUGAAAAUCAAGAAAGUACCUUGUGAUCCGUCAAGACCUCAUCAAAGAAUAAUUUCUAAUGAAAUUCCCGUCACAAUUCCUACCCUUCGCUUUCAUUCUUCUGAUCCAAGAUCGAUGUCACGUUUCAUCUCGAUACGAAAAUCAAUAUUUUCAUUCACAUUACCAGGAGGAAGAGAGUGUCAGAUGCUGAGAUCGGGUUUUACUUGAAUAAAUAGCGUCGCAUAGAAGCUCAAUAUCAUUUACCUUGCAGCAGCAAAUAGAUCAAUUUUUUUCGUAGUUCAAAAAAGAGCAAAGAGACUAACUGUUUUUUGUAUAUUAUGUUAAAUGUAUAACACGUAUCGUACUAAUGAUAUCACACAUUUAUAUAUAUAUCUAUGUAUACAAAUAUAUGCAUAUAUAUAUAAAUAUAUUAUUGUACAAUAAGAUUACAAAAAAAUCUAUAUAUAUAUAUAUAAAUAUAUAUGAAUAAUAUAUCGUUAAAUGGGCUGUGGUAGAAAACCUUUGUAUACUCCGUGCGCACCAAGCGAGACGAGUCCUGAUUGAAGUGUUUCAGGUUGCCUCGAUUUCGCCGUUUUCACGAAUAAACAAUAAAAAUAAAUGUGCUAGAGAGCGAUGAAAAAACAAGAAAAAUGAUGGAGGAGAGAGCGAGAGAGAUGUGGGUUGUGGACGGACCCGUCUCAUAUUCUGUCACACAACGACCACCGUGCACAAAACUGUACCUUAUUAAUAAAUAAUAGAUAGAAUCCGUCAUAAUAAUUGUCAAUAAAGCUGUAACCUGAUUCGCGUCUAUUACUUGGAGACGAGACUCGUGAUAGGUUGACGAUACGAAAAAGAAAAAGCUCAAUUGAGCUCGAUGAUUGAGGAAGAAAAUGAAAGAACAAACAUUGUAAGCGCCGAACGUCAAUCAUAAUUGCAUAACAACAAUGACAAAAAGAAUGAUAAAAUACUGUUGAAUUGCCACAUUUCGAUGUAUUACGCUGAACGUUCGAUUGGGAAGGUAAAUUUUAUCGGAGAAUUAGAAAUGAUACUAUUACACGAUUUUAUUGUCAAAAUAUUGUUAAAUUCAUUCGUGUGGAUUUGUAACUCAUAUGAAUUGUUUAAUUAGAUUUGUCGUUCAUGAAAUAUUCUGCUUUGAUUGCUCGAGUUUUUUGACUUUUUUUCUGUAGCUUUUGCCCUGUAUUUUUAACGAUUCAGAAAAUGAUUCGUCCAGAUUACUGACUGAAUCCAGUCUUUUCCUACAGACCAAAAUCAUUUGCAAUAAUCUAUAAAUAUUAAUAUUUUUUUAUUUUUGCUCGAAUGCUAUACUGUUUCAUCGAGAUAAAUAUUAUAAUAUAGUUUAAAACGUUUUCGAUCAAUAUAAAAAUCAAAUUUUGUGCAAUGCAUUAGAUUAAAUUACGAUGCCAAAUUCUAUUUUCGAUUGAAAAAAAUUGCUUUAACUUUACGGGUAAUUAAGACAUUUUGUAAAACUGAGUUGGGUACGUAUCAAUAUCACGAAUAAUCGGAAGAAGCUAUUUAAAAAAAUUCUAAAAACUGUGAGUAACAAACAGGAAAUGGAUCGUAGUCAGGCUUAUGAUAUGUUUUUCCGGCAUUUUCAUGUCGUUUUUCACGUGUUUUUUCAACUAUAAAAGCUCAUUGAGUGUGUUGGUACUUUUUAAAAAAUUGACACGAAAGAAUAUGAAUGAUGACUCAUUGUGGAACGGUACGAAUGAGCUGAGUGUAUUGAAUCAACGAUAUCGCAUUUUAUAAAAUUUCGAAAAAUUCGUAACUGUUAGCGAUAGUUGACAGGUGAUGAAAAAGAUAAAACAAAGAAAGGGAAUGAACGGAGAGCAAAGAGCAUACAUUUUUUGGUUUCUGUUCAACGAGCAAGAUCCAUUUAAAGUUCGAAAAAAGGCCAUAGACUGUGUUCGAAAGCCAACGAGGAUAAAGUGAUAUUGAUUAUUUUUGUUUUUCUUCUACCAUUGCUACGAUUUGCUUUAAAAAAAAAAAUUUGUACAUUCUAAUUUCGAAGUUCGAUGAAUCCGGAUAAGCGAAAUAUCGUUUUUCAAAGAAGACGAGUCUCUUCUCUCAAUGAAUAUUCGGAAAUCUUACAUGCAGAUUUUGUUCCUUUUUGUGCCUCGCUUAAUCACGAUGUUCUCGAAAUUAGAUUCCAUCGUUUUUCUUUUUCAUCGCUAUUCAGUCGCUUACCAUGUAAUUUAAGUCAAUUUCGAAAUAAUGUUAACACUUACACGACGUCGCGCGCCCCGUACGUGUCGAACCUGUCGAAUUAUAUUUAAGCAAUUACUUUGUAAAGAAAUAACGAAGAAAAAAUAGUAACGAGUCAAAAGAAAUCCCGAGCUUAUCAUGCCCGCCUGUAAAUUUCGAGUAUAAUUCCCGUUUGUACCUUAACAACAGUUAACUACACUCUCGACUGUUAAUCGUAUGUAAUAACCGAUCAUAGUGCGUGAAACGAAUGAUACGAAAUGAUAAAUAAGCUAUGCCACUUUGUUGUGGAAUGUUGAAAGUAGAAAUGCCUAUCGUUGAUUAUAUUCAUUUGCAUUAUUGCGUUUUUAUCGUGUUUCCCCUUAACACACGAGGUGCUUAGGAUGUUUUUAGUGCGUAAAUGCAUAUUGUAUUUGUGACGGACUCGCAGACACGUUGAAUCGAAGUCUUCACGAAUUUUUCGCGAGUUUUCAAUGAUAUUUAUGGAUCGUUCGUAAAUAUGUGAGAAAAAAGGUCAAGUCAAACGAGCAGUUGCCGUUUCAUAGUUUUUUUUAAGAUACACAACGACCUCAUGAGAGAGAUUAUACUGGGUGAGAAUCCAUUUUAUGUGUAUACCUUUGGAUCUGCUAAGCAGUUGCGUUUUAUUCGAAGUGUCCUUUCUAUGUAAAACUUGUUUGUCCCAAAAAAAGGAAAAUCAAUUAUUAAUAAAUGGUACCUUUCAUGUUCAGAA
This is a messenger RNA of Venturia canescens, 16097 nucleotides long. Its product is annotated as GATA zinc finger domain-containing protein 14-like. The record is from RefSeq and is a predicted model, not a curated record. Gene Ontology annotation, cellular component: cytoplasm; nucleus. NCBI's taxonomy places the organism in Eukaryota, Metazoa, Arthropoda, Insecta, Hymenoptera, Ichneumonidae. The coding region runs from base 418 to 2997 and encodes 859 amino acids. The transcript is spliced from 6 exons. Gene Ontology annotation, biological process: meiotic cell cycle; female meiosis I; mRNA stabilization.